GAGCUUUUUACAUCGUGUACGAAAAAAUCCUAACUUCCUGUUGAGGUAGAGUCGCUGAAAUUAUCAUCGGACGCUUUAUUUUCUCCAUUAAAUGUGAGUUUUAUUUGUUUUUCUAACUUAAAUACUGAGUAACUAUUAAUGUUAAAGUUUAUUCUAGGCUUCCUGGUCUGUAGUUUGCUUAAUUAGAAAUGUGGGCGUCUAAUCUUGGGAUUAUAGUCAAAUUUAACGCUAGAAAAGCUGUCAAGUUUAAUACACAAGUUUAUUUUCUUUAUUUUAGAAGAAUAAUACCUAUUACACCUCGAUGUGAUUCUUGAUCCGAGGUAUUGCAGUUUGUCAUUAUAACAGGUGUUCAUACGUGCUUUACAGAAUGUGAUCAUUUCACAUUGGAGGUGGUAUUUAUGAAGCUCUUAAAUCAGGUUAAAGCUGUGUUAUACACACCAUGCAACACUGAUACUCUUAAAAUAUUAAUACACAAUUUAAUUUUCUCCCAUUUUGAUUAUUUUAACAUCCUUUGUUCCUGCUUGAGUCAGUCACUUCUGCACAGUGUACAGUUUUCUAUUUUCUAUUCUUCUAUUUACAGCCAACAGAUUAUGAACUCAGCCGUCAGUCCCAUUUCUCCCCUAUUCUUGUAUAACUACAUUGGCUUCCUGUUAAAUUCUGAAUUAAUUUCAAGAUUAAGUUCAACAGUUUGUGCAACAGUGGUACAAGCUGUGAGGCAACCACAGGUGGAGAGAGGAAAGCAGGAAGAGGAGCAGGAAGAGGCGGGUUUGUGUUUUUUCUGCAUGUGUCUGAAAAGCUAAGGGACAAAAAAACACAACAAGAGAGAGAGAGAGUGAGGCUUUAAUGAUCACAAACAUGUAGGGGUGCUAACAAGAGAAUGAGUUUGCUUCGAAUCACAAAUAAUCACUUUUAACCACUGUGAUAUGAAAAUCAGACAAAGUAAUCAUGACCAUUGUGUUUGCCAUAUUUGGGCAACCUAAUUGCAUCAUAAUUUUUGUAUCCUAUUGUGUGAGAAUGCAUUAACAUUAAGCACCACUAAGGCAAGUUUGGAUAUGUGAGAUUCAAAACCAGUGAAAACUGCAGCUGCAGUGAAAAGAUCUGUAAGGAACUUUUUUGAAACUUUAUUGGGUCAAAUAAGCAUAACAUGCAACCUGCAAUAUCUUUGCACAGGGGGAGACUCCCAGCUGAAGGAAGUCAACCAUCGGAUUAGUUUUUGAACAGUAGCUCAUGAAUUGUAUUAUUUACUACCUAUGAUGAUCAUAGACUGUAUAUAGAAUGGGCAGCGUCUGCCUCCUCGCUGGGUGAAGCCACCAUAAGAACAGCACCCUCUGGUGGUAUAGGUCAUAAAUCCCGCCUCCUCCAGCAAUCCCUAUGGAGCUGUGGACAAACUUCAGAAAUUAAUUUUACAAAAUAUAUUUUUUUCUCCUCCCUGGUUGUGAUGUUGACAUGUAGUUACUGUAAGACUGGUUUCUGCUCAAGUCCUCUUUUUUUCUGUGCAGCUCUAUUUUUAAAAGUUAUUAGGGGGUUCAUGUUUUCUAUGUUUGACACCUGAUACAGCCUACGGGCAUACGAAGAUUGCAUAGCUCACCUGGAUGAUAUGCUGUUUGAGUAAAGUGUCGUCACAGCGACUCUAGGCGACUCUCUCGCUGAAUGCUUACAAUGCCACUGCGCAAGUGGUGGAGUGCAUACAAUGUUACUGCGCAAUGUUGGUUUCAGGAAAUGGAGAAAAAUUGCGAAAAUACCCAGAGCUUUUUCGGCUUCAAAUAUGUAUACUGGUGGAAGGUGGAACGAAAGUUGUCCAUAGCAUACAGUCUAUGGUGAUGAUGAUACUUAAUUGUUGUUAAGGUAAUUUAGAGCACCCUGCAAAUGCAGAAUUUUUUUCUUACAUUGUUCAAGGCAAGGAGUCUCAUUUCUUGUUAGAGUAACCUUAAGAGGGUCAUUAAUUGAAACUCAUCCACCUCCUGAAUUUGCAGACUACCUAAUCUGAACCUGGUUUGUGCCUCCGACUGUCAUCAUGAUGCGUUACUGGGGUGAGAUCCCAGGACCUGCGGGAGCUCCCCCAAGUCGCAGCUCCUUUGACCUGCUCCAGCGUGAGUUCCGCUCCGUGGAGAUGCAGGACCCUCCUCUGCAUCAGCCGUCAGCCCAGCGUCCGCGGCCCACCACCAUGUUAGACAUCCCCUCAGAGCCCUGCAGCCUCACCAUCCACACGGUGCAGCUGUGCCAGCAUGCCCGUCGGCUCCGUGGCCUCCUUGCCGCAGCUCAGGCCCAGGCUCAGGGUCAGAGCUCAGGGGUGUCUGAGGGAGGCAGCAGACUGGAGGAGGCUGAUGCAAACCUGCCCCUGCGUCCUCCCACCCCUCCUGUCAUGCCAGAUGAUUUACUACCUGCGGACAGCAAAGCUCCCCGACAGCCCUUUCAGCUUCUUCACAGUGACCCAGAAAGUGACUUUUACAAGUGAGUCAAGCUGUGUCAAAAUGUUAGGCUUAUCAUCCUUGAUAUUUUUUAUGUUUUCAUGUACCGUUUAACUCUUUAAAGAUAUCAUACCUUAUGUGGCACCCAGUCAUCUUCUCUCUCUCUCUAUAAAUUUUCUCUGUUUUCAUCUUUUGUAAGGGGUAAGGGCGAGCCUGUCACAGAGCUGAACUGGCCCUCCUGCAGGCAGCUCCUCUAUCAGUCAGUGGCGACUGUCCUGGCCCAUGCUGGCUUUGAGUCAUCUCAGGAGAGUGUACUAGAGACUCUAACUGACCUGGUUCAUGAGCAUUACCUGCGGCUCACACGUCUGCUGCGGGUGGCAGUGGACCGGGAGGCUCGGCUGGGAGCCAGUCCUUUUCCAGACGUGGUGGAGCAAGUUUUUCACGAGGUGGGGAUAGGCAGCGUGCUGGCCCUGCAGCGCUUUUGGCAAGUGCGGAUCAAAGACUAUCACAGCUACAUGCUGCAGGUAAGAGAUAAGGAAAAAGUCACAACUGUUUGUAUAACUAUGUGACAAUUAAUAUAAGUGUCACAGUUAUAGUGUUUUUGAACUUACCCGGACAGAUGAAUGAAGGAUUUAAUGUAUUCUGAAACGGCUGGUUUCUAGCGCCAAAAACACCAACAUUGAAUUCAAUAGUGCAAAGAAAACACAUCAGAUCUAGAAAUGUAAACUUUUUUUGUUGUAUGAAAAAUGCUAACUUUAAAUUUGAUGCUAGCAACAUGCUUCAAAAAAAGUUAAGGUAGGGACAACAAAAGACCGGAAAGGUCAUGUAAUGCUAAAAAAAAAAAAAAAAGAGAGAGAAACUGGAAGAAUGUCUCUCAAGUAAUAAGCUGAAACUGAAACAAAUUAGUUGCAUAACUGACAUUGAAAAAGGCAUUUCAGAGAGGCCGAGUCUUUUUAAAGUAAUAUAGAAAAAGGUUCACCAGUCUGUGAGAGACUUGGUGAGCAAAUCCUUAAACAAUUUCAGAAUAAUGUUCCUGAACAAGGAAUUUUAGGAUCUCAUCAUCAACAGGACUCAAAAACAUCUAAAAAAAGAGAAUCCCUGUGUUGAAGAGACAUAACCAAAGUAAUACUGGAUGGCUGUAAUUGCCAGACCUUCAGAUGGCAUGGCAUUGGGAACAAAAAAAGACCAUAGCCUACCAACACACAUUAAAAAGCAACUUUAUGUAUUUGUUUUUUGACACUGAAUAUAUUAACAUGGGCAAAAUGACAUAAAUAUUGAUAUUGGUACAUUUUCGGUUUAUUGCCCAGCCCUAAUAUGAUCUGCCUUUCAUCUUCACGGAUCAUGAGACUGAUCAGUGCCACUGUUCAUUGCUUUAGUACUAAAUUCUCUCAACAGUUUGGACUUUGAGUCUGGAAAUUCUUCAAAUACAUAUCUUGAUCCCACAUCUACCAGAUAUUGUUAUUUUGUUGACUCAAUGUUUAAUAAAUCAGCAGAUUGAGAAUAUUUCAAUUGUUUUUAUUGUUAAAAAAGGAGCUGCCAUGCCUUUACUUUCGUAAUGUUGAACAAUCUUGGUCAAUUUAAAGAACUUCAAAUGAGUGUAAAGAGAGGUCAGGAACAGACACAGAUGUUCUCCAUCUUUGAAUCCUGACAUGAGUGAGAGGCUGGAGUGAGGAGUGCUGUGGAGAUCAGGGAGUAAAGCUGAUCUAAGUGUCUGUGAUGAACUUCAUAGACUAAUGUUUUCAUAUUGACCAUCUUAUAUUUACUAGAACUGCACCCUGUCGACAAAAAAGGUUUAAACUGUGUCAUAAAGUCCUCUCCAUAGUUACUAGAUCACUACAUCAUUCAGACUCUUGUCCCACAUGUCUUUGUAAAUUGUCCCCCCCCUCAGGUAAGUAAGGAUCUGUCAGAGGAAUAUGAGCGCCUGGUGAACCCAGAGAAAGCUCUGGAGGACUCUAAGCCCCCCAGGAUCAAAGAGGAGCCCAUGAGUGACAUCUCCUUCCCUGUUAGCGAGGAACCCGAGGCUGACUUGGCUUCCGGGGACCAGGCUUUGCCUAUGGGGGUCCUUGGGGCUCACGGUGAGAGGCUGGCUUCAGGUCUGGAUGGCGAACAUUCCCCUCACACCACAGGUAAGAGCAGCACACCUGUUCUGCUUACAUCCACCUCUGAAUGGGGAAGUGAUGGUUUGUUAUUCAGAGCUUACUGACACUAGGUGAGGGUCAGUGAGACCGCCUGGGGCUGCCCCCCGAAGUUUUGAAACUUUUUAGACCCUGUGGCUGCAUUGUUACUGAAAGCUCUUGCAAGAAACUUGGCAACUUAUGCAGACCGGUGGAAAUAAAAAAAGCCCAAAAUGUUAUUCAGACAUAUGAGACUUGCUUUGGGCUGGUCUCCAUAGGCUGUGGAGCUAAAUUCUCCCACAAGUCCAGACAGCACUGCCUUAGAGUAUACAGACUCUUCAAGUUGAACCCUCAGGGUGCGACGUGCUGUGCACCAACAUGAAGUAGUUAAAAGUGCCUCCUGUGGUGAUGUAGCAUCAGUCAAAUGUUAGCAGCACAAAAGAAGGUCAACUUGACUUUUACUAAAAGUUUUCACUCGAAGUGCUGCUGCUUCCCUCAAGAUGAACAAAAAAUAAGUUUUUAUCUUCUCUUAUGAGACUUUUCCUUGAGGUUGCUGUGUUUUCGAUGUUAUAUCCAUGUGUGAGCAGAAAGUUUUAGAGGCUUUGCUAUAAAAGGAAAAGUUAACAUGUUUUAUCAAGCGGCUCUUCAAAAGCCUGAUCGAUACGGCUUUGCAGAGGUUCUCAAAAGGCAGCUUUCUUCAACAAAUAUCGUCUUUAAAUAUAGAUAAAGCAAUCCCAGCGUGGACAACCGUCUGCUCAGCUCUAAGGCUCUGCUGUGUGGGCUUUAAAGUUUACAAUUCCCUCAGCAUUACCUAAAGUUUAAGCCUUUUCUGGCAGGUAAACAGUGUGGGACACCAUUUCUAAAACAUCCAAAUCAGUUUUUAUAAAGUUUUACUGCCGCAAGUGCGAAAACAACUUGGAACGCUGUUAAAAGAAUGGUGGUAAAAAAAGAUUGUGAUGGUUUGAUAUCAAAGCUGAAGUUGAGACAUUGAUUGUCUCAUGAGGAAUAUCCGCUCAAUUUUAAUGUCAUGUCAGCAACAUGUUUCCCAAACAUGAGGUAUCUUGUUGCGACUUUUGACAACACUCUGCAAAUGUUUGGGAGCUGAAGAAACCCGAUUCUAGAGGAUUUAAAGAGAAGAGUUUUCCUGCUCCUGCCUGAUGCAGAAUUUCAACUGUGCAGGUUUGAUUUCUUUAGUGUUUUUAGGGACAUCAUGCACCAGAUUUUUGUAAAAGGCAACAAGUCAGGGCUGCAGGAAGGCAAGUUUAACACCGAAGCACUUCUGCUACAAAGCCAUGUGUGCAGAAUGAGGUUUUGCAUCUUCUCACUGAAUUACGCAGUGCUUCCUCUGAAAAAUGUAUUGUCUGUAAAGCAGCAUAUGUUGCUUUAAAAUCUGCGUGUUCAUUCAUGGAGCCUUUACAGAUGUGUUAGCUACCUUUGCCAUAGACAGCAUCCACAUCACAGAUACUGGUUUUUGGCUGUGUGCAGAUGUAGAGCCAAGUGGUCCCUCUCCUCUUAAGAGUGGAGGAUGCAGGAACCAUGAUUUCCAAAAAGAAUGUAAAAUCCAGAUUCCUUCAGCUUUGCUUCAGUCCAUUUUGAACCGGACUGGACCCAGGAGUGACCCCCAUCUCUGGAUAAGCUGUAUCUUUUGGAUUCAACAAUAUGCAGUGUUCAUUGAUGAUGGGGUUCUGAUGUGAUUUUGAGCGUAUGCAGUGACUUUUACUGCAGAGUUAUGCCUGUUUUAGUGCUGUUUGAUGGCCCAACAAUCACACCCACUUACAGUUUUCUUUUUUUUUUUUUUUAGUUUCUUCUUUUCCCAGAGAUUUCUGCAGAUUCUCUGAAUCUUUGAGUGAUAUGAUGAACUAUAAAUUAUAUUUUCUUUACAUAGUACCACAACAUUUUUGGGUUAGGGUUUAAGAAUAAUAAUAAUAAAAAUUAUACAUUCAUUUCUCUCUAUCAUCAGGUGGGGGCGGGACCAACAACUCCCCCCUGUGGCCACAGGUAAAAAUGGAGCCGCAGGAUGCAGAGGAAGGCCAGAGUGCCGGCCAUCAUCAUCAUCACCACCACCAUCACCAAGGCGUCCUGGGUGGAGAUGUGUUUGAGGAAGGAGGGCCUAUGUCCACCAUGAGUGAGUCAGGAGGAGCCAUGGCACCCUCUCCUGGAGGUGCAGCAUCAGACGGCAGCUACGCUUCACAUUCACCUGACUCCUUAAUGGGGACCUCACCUGUCUUCAACCAGAGACCAAAGAAACGGGCGAAGAAGAUGUGAGGAGCGGACUGAACGGGUCGUCAGACAGACUUAUUCCCCUUUAUUGAAAAACCAUCAACCUGACAGAGGGAGAGAAAGAGAGCGAGAGUGAGAUUGGGGGGACACGAAAGCUGUUUUUAAACGGACAGCAGAGAAAAAAACUAAACUGACCAGGAAGGAAGAAACACAUUUUGUAGUUUUUGUUAUUUUGUAUGAGUAUAAAUUUCUAGAGACCCUGUGGUUCCACAAAGUAAAACUGUCUGAUAAAAAUAUUAAAUUGUGUUGAGUGGAAAACAACUUCAUUAUUUCAUGCACACAUGACAUUAUUUCAUACAAACAAGUUUUCAUCUUGUGCAAAAAUAAGAUUACUUGUGUGUAAAUAACUUUUUGCUAGCACAGAUCAAGUUAUCUUCUGAGCACAAUAUACUUAUCCUUUGGAAACAAGUUAGUGUCUUUUUUUGUUUGUGGCCUAAGUCAAUAUUUCAUGCCUAAAAGAAAUGAUCAUGUUUGCAUGAUCCAGUUAUCUUGUUGGGACAAGUGUCUAGUGAGCACAAAUUAUUAUCUUGUUCGAACAGGUGUGUGCAUAUAGUUCAAAAAAGCACCAAAUAAUUAUUUCCUACAAGACGAUAUUGUUCACAUGAGCUGUCAUGUGCAGACAAGACAUAAUCUUGCGCCCACAGUUUAAUUCAUCUAGUUUUUUAAUCUCAAACAUAAAGGGCAUUUCCUUGUGGGCUCAGCAUCAUAAUCUUGAGUGACCGUAAGUUUACAUGCAUGUAAGGUAACAUUUUGUGCACAUGUCAACAGUUUGUUCCCAAAGACUUCAACUUGUCCACAGAAGAUCAUAAUGUCGUGUGCAUGUUUUUGUGACUCCCUGGACACCGUAGAUUUUUAGAAAUCCAAAUAGAGGAUGGUGUUGUCAAUAGAAUAAACCUUUUUUGAACAAAUUGUUUGCUGUAUUCGAAUUAUGAUGUUUGUACACAUAGAUUUGUAAUUUUCCAACCAAUUAACCAAUAAAAAACUAAGAUAUCCAAAAGCAAA
Messenger RNA from Xyrichtys novacula (pearly razorfish), 7804 nucleotides. The record is from the annotation of a GenBank genome assembly. NCBI's taxonomy places the organism in Eukaryota, Metazoa, Chordata, Actinopteri, Labriformes, Labridae.